AUGUUAACAACUUUCAAAUGUUAUUUUACUGGGGAUAACAAAUCUUGUGUUAACUGCACUACCACAAUUGAAACAGCCACAAAAAUCUUGAUCUUUGGCAUGUAUUUAAUGGCAAAGACGUCCAUUAACUUUCACUGGAGGCCAACAACAGAUGGAAAAUCUUGGAGGAGAAACGCAAAAAGAUGCCCACAUAUUUCUUUUUGAUUAACUAAAUUGGGCGAAGAUCUAAAUAGAGGAAUUUAUGAAAUUGCUGGAAAUGAAUUCAAAGACAGUAGUUUAAUUAAUUUGGAAAUUGAUACAAUUAGAAAAGCUGGAACAGCUUAUUUAUCUAAGCAGCAUACAUACUCCUCUUCAAUUAUUACUGAUAUUGGCUGUAGU
Meloidogyne enterolobii is the source of this 378-nucleotide messenger RNA. Lineage: Eukaryota; Metazoa; Nematoda; Chromadorea; Rhabditida; Meloidogynidae. The record is from the annotation of a GenBank genome assembly.